AUGUCCCGGCCCGACGACACAGCCCGCUUCAGCUCCAUGACGGGCUCCAGCACCGACAGUGGCAGGUCCAGCAUCACGGUGAAGCCGCUCCCUGGGACGCCUGUAUCCCCAUCACUCACAUCGCCUACGGGUACAGGCGCCGGGACGGGGAACAAUGCCUCCCGGUUCGCCCCGCAUGGAUCGCGACGAGCGGCCCCGUCGCGCCUGAAGACGGACGAGAAUGGCAAUCUCACUCGCUCCGUGAAGGAUUCAGACGGACAGGUCUCGCCCACGUCCAACGGAGCGCGCACCGCGUUGUCUCCUUCUUCGAUGAACACCAAUCCCGCAACAGGGCGCGAACAUUCGAUGAGCGACCUCUUUGAUUACCGUCGCGAUCUCGCGAUCCUCGACCCCGCUGGCGGCCGGUCGUCCCGCCAUCAACACUCCAAUCCGUCCACUGGCUCGCUCGGCCAAAUCGCGCCCUGGAUGGCCAACAACACUGGGGGCACACCAGGCGCCCCGACCGACCCUGCCCCUUCGAGUUUCUACAACGAUUCGACCGAUAGCCUAUCUAUGGGCUCCCAGCUGUCCCCGGGGGUCCGCGCUUCGAUCAGCCGCGCGACCCCGGGUACUAGCACCGAGUCGCCCGACGCGGCAUACUUCACCGAUGAGAGGCGCCCAUCCAUCGCCAGUGUCACUACAACGGCGAGUAGUCAGGGCUCUAGGACGAGCGGUGCAAGAGGAGGAAUACGAAAGUUGCAGGGCUUUUUUGGAGAGGAGUUUCCAGGGCGGGACUCGUCUGAAACGAGCCUCGCACAUACGACAGGAAGGGAACACCGGUCACAUUCGUACAGCUACAACCGGCCGCACAGAGAUCGGAAUUACUCCAACGCUACCGAUCAGGGCCGGGACGGUUCGCCGGUCUCGCGGCCCCGAACCCCCGUCCCGGCUCCCGAAGUCGUCCCGUUUUUGUACCAGGAAGCCGAUGACAUUGCGCGAUACGGGGAAGCCCCCGUCCGAGAUAUCCUCAGUGGCCCGGACCGCGACCGUUACAUCACCGACGGCGCCGCGCAGAACCCGCCGAAAACCUCGGGCUCCGGACGAUCCGGCCACUCAAUUGUGCAUAUGCCCGCCCAUCACAGACACAACAAGAGUAACGACGACCCGAGGGCGCUGCGCCCGUCGAUCAGCCGGGAAGACUCUACCGCGACGGCGCCGAAGGAGCGCAGCGGCUCAAAUACCAUGUAUACCGCUAGGUCCCGCGCUCAGAGUCCGGCCCCGAGCGCAAACAGCAGCGGUUACUGGAAUCCUAAAGCCAGCGUCAGCGGCGACGGACAAACUUCUCCUGGGCACCAUCACAAGCGCCGAUUCCUCGGUCGGUUCCGCGGGAAGCGGGACAACAACAACAACAGCAACAACAGCAAGGAUGACCUGGCGGAUUUGAGAAAGCUUCCCACAUCUUCUCAAUCUCUCCAACCACGGUUGAGCAAACCGGAUUUCCCGUUCGGCGAGGGCCAGCAGCAGCAACAACAGCAGCAGCAGGGCCCUCCAGGAGCCGACUGGCCAGGCUCGCCCGAUGCCCGCGACGCCUACGGGUUGCGCCCCGGUUAUGUACGCGGCGCAACCUUUAACAACAAGUUUCCUUUCUCAUCGAAGAAGACUCGCACCAUUAGACCACAAGAUGAUGCCGACGAAAACAUUGGGCCAACCGAUCGGCAGGACGGUGGUAGUGGGGGGACCAUGUUCCACCUUGACACCAAUCUCAGCGAUAUGGAGGGCAUUCUCAGCCGGCCGCUGCCUUUGACUCCCAUGGAUCCAGACUUCUUGAACGACAUCGAUAUUGAUAAGUUACCCAUCAGGCCCACGGACCCGAAUGGUGCUUGGAACGCGCCCGACAGCUGGGCUGUUCGCCGCGGGGAUGAGGCGUCAACCCAGGUCCCGGAAGCCGACGACAUCGGGAGCCCUCCCCGGCCGGAGGAAAAGCUGACCAACUACUGCAUCCGCGUGUUCAGGGCAGACGGGACCUUUGCCACGCUCCAGAUGGCCCUCGAUGCUACAGUUGCGGAUCUCGUGUCGCAGAUUGUCAAGAAGUCGUAUGUGAUAGAUGGCCUCGAGAACUACAACAUUGUCCUCAAGAAGCACGACUUGAUCCGAGUGUUGAGCUCUGUCGAGCGCCCGCUGUUGAUGCAAAAGCGCCUUCUCCAGCAGGUCGGAUAUGAGGAGCGCGACAGGAUAGAGGACGUCGGGCGGGAGGACAACAGCUAUUUGUGCCGCUUUAUGUUCCUCUCGGCGCGAGAAAGCGAUUUCCACGCCAUCACGCACGACGUCGGCUUCAGUCGUAUGGCCAAGUACAGCCAUAUCGACAUGUCUGGUCGCAAUCUGAGCACCAUUCCGGUCAUCCUCUACUCUCGAGCCUCCGAAAUUAUCUCCCUCAACAUGUCGAGGAACCUUUCGCUCGACGUGCCUCGGGACUUCAUCCAGUCAUGCACUAGUUUACGUGACAUCAAGUACACCAACAACGAAGCCCGCAAACUACCACCAAGCUUGAGUUGGGCGAACAAGCUGACGUAUCUGGACGUAUCCAACAACCGCCUAGAUCAACUCGAACACGCCGAACUAGGGAAUAUCAAAGGCAUCCUCAAACUCAACCUGGCCAACAACCGCCUCAAGCAACUUCCGUCCUACUUCGGCGCCUAUUCUGUACUGCGGACCCUGAACAUCUCAUCAAAUUAUCUGGAGAAAUUCCCGCCCUUCCUCUGCCAGCUGGAGAGUUUGGUCGACUUGGACCUCAGCUUCAAUCUUAUCGGUGACCUGCCAGAAGCAAUCGGCAAGCUGAGGAGUCUGGAAAAGUUUGUCGUCACUAACAACCGACUGACGGGGACUUUCCCUGAAACCUUCAAGAAUCUGAGCAGCCUGCGUGAACUCGACAUCAAGUACAACACAAUAGCAAACAUCGACGUGAUCGCGCAGCUCCCGAAGCUGGAAAUCUUGACGGCCGAUCACAACUCGGUAUCUCAGUUCGUCGGAUCAUUCGAUAGGUUGCGCAGCCUGAAGCUGAACUCGAACCCUGUCACGAAGUUUGAACUCAGGGGCCCGGUUCCGACGCUCAAGCUCCUGAAUCUGUCCAAUGCUCAGCUCGCAAGCAUCGAUGAGUCUUUCAACAACAUGCCCGGCCUCGAGCGGUUGGUCCUCGACAGGAAUUACUUCGUCUCGCUCCCUACACAAAUCGGCAAUCUCCGGAAACUCGAACACUUCAGUAUUGCCCAUAAUUCGGUUCGGCAACUGCCUCAGGAGAUUGGGUGUCUCACAGAGUUGCGAAUCUUGGAUGUCCGUGGCAACAACAUCCGCAAACUCCCCAUGGAGCUCUGGUGGGCAAAUAAACUGGAGACGCUCAAUGCAUCUUCCAAUAUUUUGGACCAUUUCCCGAAACCCGCCUCUCGCGCGCCCCAGCCCCCGGAGGACGCAGGCAGCGCCAACAGCUCCAUGAGUAGCAAAAUAUCCGGGACCUCGCGCAACCUCUCGCCGAUGCCGAGUGUCGAGGAAUUGAACAGUGAUCCGUCCAGGCGCCCAAGUCAAGCUUCGAGCGCGACCCUGCUGAGUGUUGGCCCCUCGCCCGUCCCCACAGCCGACAAUAGGAAGGGUUCCAUGGUUUCACUGUAUGGAAAAGGGGGUCGAAAAACGUCGGUCGUGUCUCGAAGCACACAGAGCAGCACCCCCACGAUGGGCCCCGGCUACAGGAAGGACUCCGGCCUCACAGCAAUCUUGACCAAUACCUUCGCCGGUUCUCUCCGGAAUUUGUACAUCGCCGACAACCAGCUUGACGAUGACGUUUUCGACCAAAUCACGCUGCUCUCCGAACUUCGCAUCCUCAAUCUUUCGUACAAUGAGUUGAGUGACAUGCCGCAGCGCUCCAUCAAGAACUGGCCACAGUUGACUGAGCUGUACCUCUCGGGCAAUGAACUCACGAGCCUUCCCGCCGACGAUCUGGAAGAUUACUCGCUUUUGCAGACACUCCAUAUCAACGGCAACAAGUUCACAAAUCUCCCCGCUGAUAUCUCUCGGGCGAAGCGGUUGGCUGUGUUAGAUUGCGGAAGCAACUCGUUGAAAUACAACAUUGCGAACGUCCCCUACGAUUGGAAUUGGAACUUCAACCCCAACUUAAGAUACCUCAACUUGUCCGGUAACCGGCGCUUGGAGAUCAAGGAGAGCCACUCGGGCGUGGUGACGCAGAACCGUGAACAGUUGACCGACUUCAGCCGGCUUGCCAACCUCCGCGUCCUUGGCUUGAUCGACGUGACGCUCAUCCAGCCCAGCAUCCCGGACCAAAGCGAAGACAGACGUGUCCGGACAUCCAGCUCGUUGGCUGGGUUUCUGCCGUAUGGGAUGGCCGACACUCUCGGGAAAAAUGAGCACCUUUCGACCAUCGAUCUUGUGGUGCCCCGUUUCAACUCGUCCGACGGCCAGACACUGUUGGGCCUAUUUGAUGGCCAGUCAUCGAGCAGCGGCGGUUCCAAAAUUGCCAAGUAUCUCCAAGAGAACUUUGGUAAAAUAUUUGCCCACGAAUUGCACGACGCCAAGCAGCGAGAAGACGAGACCCCUGAAGAUGCCCUGCGGCGCGCCUUUUUGUCGCUCAACAAGGACUUGGUCACGGCUGCGAUUCAGCACACCGAAGACCGGCCGAUCACCACACACCGCGGGUCUCAAGCCCACCUCGUCCUUAGCCAGGAAGAUCUCAACUCGGGUGGUGUUGCCACCGUGGUGUAUCUCGAAGAACAAGAGCUCUACGUCGCCAAUGUUGGCGAUGUUCAGGCCAUGCUGAUCCAAACAGACGGCCAAGCGAAGAUGCUGACCAGGAAGCAUGACCCGGCGGACCCCCCCGAACGGUCUCGGAUCCGUGACGCCGGCGGUUGGGUCUCGCGUCAGGGACGCCUAAACGAACUGCUACCCGUAUCCCGUGCGUUCGGUUACGUGGAUCUGAUGCCACCGAUGCAGGCGGCGCCACACAUCAAACGCCAUACGAUUGGGGACCAAGACGAGACGAUUCUACUGGCCACCAAGGAGGUGUGGGAGUAUUUGACUCCCGAGCUCAUUGUCGAUGUUGCCCGCUCUGUGCGGGGGGAUCUGAUGCGGGCGGCGCAGAAAAUCCGCGAUCUUGCCAUGGCUUAUGGUUCUAAGGAAAAGAUCAUGGUGAUGAUGUUGAGCGUAUCAGAUCUCAAGAGGCGCCGGGAACGUUCGCGGACGUAUCGCGGUCAAAGCAUGUCCUGGUUCAACUUCCCACAGGACGAAGGCGGGCUUCCUGUUGCCACCCGCAGGAUUAAGAAAGCCAAGGGAGAGGGCCCGCUUGAUUCGACUCUGCAGCGUCUUGAGGCCGAAGUGCCUGCUCCGACGGGCAUGAUCGCCAUCGUCUUUACGGAUAUCAAGAGCUCGACGCAACUAUGGGAGAUCUACCCGGAGGCCAUGCGCUCAGCCAUCAAGCUGCAUAACGAGGUCAUGCGCAGACAGCUCAGACGUAUCGGUGGGUUCGAGGUCAAGACGGAAGGGGAUGCGUUUAUGGUGUCGUUCCCGACCGCUACAUCGGCGCUGUUGUGGUGUUUCGCCGUCCAGACGCAACUUUUGACGGUUAACUGGCCGAACGAGAUUCUCAACUCGAUCAACUGCCAGCCCACAUUUGACAGGGAUGACAAACUCAUCUUCAGGGGUAUCUCGGUACGAAUGGGGAUUCACUGGGGCGAGCCGCUGGCUGAGCCUGAUCCGGUGACCCGUCGUAUGGACUACUACGGCCCGAUGGUAAACAAGGCAAGUCGUAUCUCGGCUUGUGCUGAUGGCGGUCAAAUCACGGCGUCGUCGGAUUUUAUCAUGGAGAUUCAGCGCUGUCUCAUGACCUACGAAGAUUCAAACGCCCCACCAGAGGACACUUUCGACGACGACGUCUUUGCCCGAGCCAUCCGCAAUGAGCUUCGCCAGUUAAGCAGCCAAGGUUUCGAGAUCAAGGAGAUUGGCGAGAAGAAGCUCAAGGGUCUCGAAAACCCCGAGUUCAUCUACUCGCUGUAUCCACACGCGCUCACGGGCAGGUUCGACCAGCACAAUCUUCACGAGCGGGCGCAGUCCACAAACGAGAAACCGGCCAUGCUGAGCCCCGACAGCCAACUGGCCCUCAACCCGGAUGACAUUUGGGGCAUGUGGCACGUAGCGUUGAGACUCGAGAUGUUAUGCAGCACGCUCGAAGACGUGAACCGGCGGACUCUUGCGCCACCUGAGACAGAGCUUAUGGAGCGCAUGAAACAGCGUGGCGGUGAGGUGACGGAGCGGUUCUUGAUCAACUUUAUGGAGCAUCAAGUCAGCCGGAUUGAGACCUGCAUCUCGACCCUCGCCGUCCGUCACCUCGUCCUUGCGGAUGAUCCAGCCAAAAAGGUCAACGAUUUACGCGGCCCCAUGUCCGAAGUUAUUGGGACGCUUACCGAAAAAUUGGCCCUUCUCCAGAAGUACGAGGCUCGUUUCGGUCCACUUGACAACGACGACGCGGACAACCACUCCGGUGCCUCAAAGACAGCCGGACAAAUACUUGCACCAACUCCUAUCGCCGCUCCACAGAGCGCGCUCCAGCUGUCAUUUCCACAAACCGGCGCUUCCGCAUCUCCCCCGGUGUCUGGGGGAUCUGGUACGGACACGCCAGCAUCCUCACCGUUCUGA
Molecule: messenger RNA, 6669 nt
Organism: Dichotomopilus funicola
Lineage: Eukaryota; Fungi; Ascomycota; Sordariomycetes; Sordariales; Chaetomiaceae
Product: phosphatase 2C-domain-containing protein
Exons: 4
Coding region: 1-6669 (2222 amino acids)
Biological process (GO): intracellular signal transduction; cAMP biosynthetic process
Molecular function (GO): adenylate cyclase activity; magnesium ion binding; protein binding
Source: RefSeq, a predicted model, not a curated record